AUGCCGGAGGCCGCGGAGCUGAAAGGAGCGUGGAUGAAGCGACCGUUCGAUGUGUACAUGCUCAUGGUGCAAGCGGUUGGCGGACGACAAUUUGACCACAUCAAGGACCUCUUGUGUGAUCCAGAAUGUGGCCCAAAGGCGUGGAGGAAGCUUCUGGAUGUGCAGUCACCAACACACGCUACCGGCAUCGUGCUACUCGCGCGGCGGCUGAGCGACAUCAAGUUUGUUGUUGGAGAGCCGAUGCAACCGGUGUUGGAUGAGAUGCGGGACAUCUUUACGAAGCUCCAAGGUGGUGGUGUGGUGUACCCAGAGCUCGUGCAAUGCCCCCAAUGGAGCGUGGAUUACAUCUGGGCGCACAUCCUUGAGGAGGACUUGCGGCGUCGGAAUGUGGAGCGCGUGGAGGAGGGGGCUGGCUAUGGAGUUGGAGGUGGAAAGAGUGGCUCUAAGAAGAAGUGGAAGGGCAAGAACAAGGACAACCAUAAAGAGGAGAGCGGCGUGGGCCAAGGGGAGGUGUGCUUCUACUGCAAGAAGCGCAGACAUCGUUGA
Molecule: messenger RNA, 546 nt
Organism: Closterium sp. Naga37s-1
Lineage: Eukaryota; Viridiplantae; Streptophyta; Zygnematophyceae; Desmidiales; Closteriaceae
Source: the annotation of a GenBank genome assembly